AUGGGUAGUAGCUCGGAGAGAGUUCCGUGCGAUUUCUGCGGCGAUCGGACGGCGGUUCUGUUCUGCAGAGCAGACACGGCGAAGCUCUGCUUGACCUGCGACCAGCACGUGCACACGGCGAAUCUCCUCUCGAGGAAGCACGUGCGAUCCCAGAUCUGCGAUAACUGCGGCAACGAGCCGGUCUCCGUCCGGUGCUUCACCGACAACCUCGUCUUGUGCCAGGAGUGCGACUGGGAUGUGCACGGGAGCUGCUCCGUCUCCGACGCUCACGUCCGCUCCGCCGUGGAAGGUUUCUCCGGUUGUCCGUCGGCUUUGGAGCUCGCCGCCUUGUGGGGGCUCGAUCUGGAGCAAGGGAGGAAAGAAGAGAACUUGCGAGUGCCGAUGAUGAUGGAGAAUUUCGGGAUGCAGCUAGAUUCGUGGGUUUCGGGAUCUAAUGUUUUACAGGAACUCAUCGUCCCCGUCCCUAAAGAUAAUACUUUUAAGAAGCGUGGCUCUUGCUGUGGGAGGUAUAAGCAGGUGCUGUGUAAACAGCUUGAGGAGUUACUAAAGAGUGAUGUCGUUGGCGGUGGUGAUGACGAUGACGGUGACGGUGACCGUGACCGUGACCGUGACCGUGACGGCGAAGGAGGAGAAGGAGGAGAAGCAGGAGAGGGGCUUAUGGUUCCGGAGAUGCCGGAGAGAUUGGGAUGGUCAAGAGAUGUAGAGGAGGAUAUCAAUGGCGGAGAAGGAGUUACACAGCAGCCUCCAACGACGUCGUUUACAUCUUUGUUGUGGAAUGCUGCUAAUCCUAGUAGUGGUGGCCAGACUACUCAGAUAUGGGAUUUUAACUUGGGACAAUCAAGAGAACCUGAGGACGGUAGCCGAAUGGAAGCUGCGUAUGAUACAAAAGAUGCGGCUUCAUUCACAAUCAACACUUUUGUUGGCCAUAUGAAUGAAUCUUGUUCCACUAAAGCCAAAGGUGUCAAAGACAUUUCUCAGAAUGACUACAACCGAUCGACAUCUGAGAGCAACAAUCUUCCAGUUACAUUUGGCUCCGAGAAAGGUUCAAACUCUUCCAUUGACUUGCAUUUCAUAGAACAAAUCGCUGGAACUAGUUGCAAGUCCACAAGACUAGUGGCAACCAAGGCUGAUCUGGAGCGGCUUGCUCAGAACAGAGGUCAUGCAAUGCAGCGUUACAAGGAAAAAAGGAAAACUCGGAGAUAUGAUAAGACCAUAAGGUAUGAAUCGAGGAAAGCAAGAGCUGAUACAAGGUUGCGUGUGAAAGGCAGAUUUGUGAAAGCUACUGAUCCUUAA
Molecule: messenger RNA, 1293 nt
Organism: Microthlaspi erraticum
Lineage: Eukaryota; Viridiplantae; Streptophyta; Magnoliopsida; Brassicales; Brassicaceae
Source: the annotation of a GenBank genome assembly